Molecule: messenger RNA, 7985 nt
Organism: Sinocyclocheilus anshuiensis
Lineage: Eukaryota; Metazoa; Chordata; Actinopteri; Cypriniformes; Cyprinidae
Product: spectrin beta chain, non-erythrocytic 4-like
Exons: 25
Coding region: 1330-5598 (1422 amino acids)
Molecular function (GO): phospholipid binding; protein binding
Source: RefSeq, a predicted model, not a curated record
GGCUGCCCUCGCGGCGCAGGAGCAAAGAGGAAGUGCAGACGUCACUCAGAGCAUUAGUACCGGGUCGCGCAAGAGAAGUCUCGCGCUGUUUGCUGUUGCACGAUGCUACCACCUAAUGGUCGACAUACCAAGCGAAUACGAAUAAUAAAAGAUAUAACAGAGAAUAAUGAAGUAUAAAGAACAAACGGCUAGCAGAAAAGGAAACCACACUGUUUGUGCUGCUGUGCCUGCCGGCCGCCUGAGAAGCUGAUAUGGACUGGCACAUGCAGCAUGCUGCUGGCUGGCACUAUCACCAUGGCAACACUCACUAGGUCAUUCCAGAUGAGCUGUAAUAACAUCUGCCUGACCCAGUGACUUCAAGGUGCAUUCUGCACAUUAUACUUGCCUGCUAGAUAUUACUAGAAAACCAUGCCUGCACAUUCAGGGUUUGAAUUGACAUGGCCUUUGAGAAAACACCCUCUCAACGAUCCACACACACGCUGCAUCUCCAUGGAGCUUGGAUUAAUAACACCUGAUUGUACGUUCACCUUUGGCUCCCUUCAUGCAGAUUAAUGGGGUUAAUUAAAGUGAAAUCAUUUGAAAAGACAAAGAACAAACAUUGUGAGGUUGCUCUGUUGUUAAAGGGCCACUGACUGAGGAAAAUGUGUCUGAUUUGCAAGCCCAUAAAUAAAUAAUACAUACAAGCCUAAUACAUCCAUGUGUUGAUAUUAAAGCUUUGUUAGAAAUAAAGCAAUGUUUUGAAUGUUGCAGGAUCACUGGUGUUUCACCAACCCUUGACACAACAUUGGCCAAUUAUAUUUUUGAACACCAGUAAUGUUAGUGCACCAGUUCUCCUGUUCCCAUGUUGAGAGAAAUCGGGAUAGAAGUGCAUUGUCCCCAUAUCGCAGAGCAUGUUGUCCACAGGGGGGCGCCAAACAGCUGAAGGCAUCUGGCUUUAUUUAAACGGAAGGAGACAAGUUUAUGGUGACAUCCAGAAAAUGACGAAAACUAAGACUUGCCAGAAUGCUGAUUCAUUUUUGGAGUACGGCCAUAUCUAUUCAAACCAAGAUCUGAGGCUGGCGGUUCUGAUUAAUUUAAAUGGAAACAGCCCCACCGAAGGUUUCUGUAGGAGACCAAGCGCUUUCAGUGGGUGUCUGUCUUGCGUGUGUGCGUACCGGUUGUUUUUUCUGAGCCGUUGGACUGACGCACGGAUACUGCAGCAGAACUGCAGGGGCCUGGACGCUAACCUGGAGGACAUGAGGACCCAGUGGUUCCCCCACCCCUAAGCUCCAGACCCCACUGCUGCUGCACAUUCUGCUGAGCUGAGCAGAGCUCCCAGAGGCCGAUAGGAUGCUGACAGCUCGCGAUGGAGCUCGAGAUGAAGCUCAGAAGCUGCACAGGAAAUGGAUGAAGCACCAGGCCUUCAUGGCCGAACUGGCCCGUAACAAAGAAUGGCUCGCCAAGAUCGAACAGGAGGGCGAGGAGCUGAUCCAGGAACAGCCCGAGUUGCGAUCAGUGGUGGAGAUGAAGUUGAAGGAAAUCAGAGAGUGCUGGUCUCACCUGGAGAACACCACCAAAGUCAAGGCCCGCCAGCUGUUUGAAACGCAGAACCACCGCACUAUCGACCUGCCCACUAACACCCUCAGCGACCUGGACCAGCAUCUCACCACCAUACAGGAGCAGCCGCCCACACUAGGCUCCACCCACAGCACCCAACCCACCCUCCUUCAGCCGCGCCCCACUUUCAGCCAGCAACUCCAGAGGAUACAAGUGAGACCUGCAAAAGUGUUUUUUUUUUUUUUUUUGAUUUGGAAAUCUAAUUUUGGUGAAGUCAGGGCUGGUGCUGAUCACCGGAGACCAGAAAGAGAAGAGCAAGGAGGUGUGACGGAGACCCGAAUCGUGCGUCUUAUCGAGCCUCUGAAGGAAAGGAGGCGGAUACUUCUCGCCUCAAAAGAAUUGCACCAAGUCACCCAGGACCUGGAGGAUGAGAUUGUAUGGCUUCAGGAUCGGUUACUUUUGGCCUCAUCUACAGAAUAUGGGACCAAUCUGCAGAGUGUCCAACAUUUAAUCAUUAACCAUAAGGCACUGCAGACGGAGAUGCAGGCUCAGAGGGGGCGGGUCGAGGAGGUGCUGGAAAGGGCGGAGGCCAUUGCUGCCCUGCGGACCCCAGAGGUGGAGCUUGUGCGUGAAGGGGCCGGGCAUGUGAGGCAGCUGUGGGAGGUGCUCCAGGUAGAGAUGGAACGUCGCACAGUGAUGCUGGAUGCCGUGAACCAUGCCCAGCAGUACUACACCCAGGCAGUGAAGGCAGAGUCUUGGCUCAGUGGACAGAAACUUCAGGUCCUUAAUGAGGAGAAAGGAAACGAUGCGGCCAGCACUCUUAGGUUACUGAAAGAGCAGUUGGCAUUAGAGCAAACAGUGGAGAAUUAUGCAGAGACAGUGAGCUCACUGUCCCAGCAGUGCCGUCGCAUGCUUGAGCUGGGACAUCCAGAUAGUGAGCAAAUCACCAAACAGCAGGCUCAUAUAGACCGGCUAUAUGUAUCUCUAAAAGACCUGGUGGAACAGAGGAAAACAAAGCUGGAGCAGCAAUACUGGUUGUAUCAGCUGAAGCGAGAGGUAGAGGCGCUGGAGAAAUGGAUCUCUGAGAGGGAGGCUGUCGCCAGCUCCACUGAACUCGGCCAGGACCUCGAGCAUGUCGCGGCUCUGCAGAGCAGCUUUACUCAGUUCUCCACUGAGACACGUGCAGUCGGCCAGAAACAGAUGGAUUCAGUCAAUAAGAUGGUGAAUGAGAUGAUUGACUGCAGUCACUCUGAUGCUGCCACCAUUGCAGAGUGGAAAGAUGGGCUGAAUGAGUCCUGGGCAGAUCUUCUGGAGCUCAUGGAGACCAGAGCGCAGAUGCUUGCAGCCUCGUACCAGCUACACAAGUUCUUCACCGACUGUCAGGAGGUGCUGGUCCAGAUCGAGGGAAAGAUGAGACAGCUGCCAGAGGUGAGGUCAUGUCAGGUGAGCUCGGCCAACCCUGGCACACUGCAGAGACUCCUGCACUCUUUUGAGCACUCCCUGCAGCUGCUGGUCUCACAGGUACGCCAACUGCAAGAAAACGCAGUUCAGCUGCGUGCGAUUUAUGCCGGAGAGAAGGCAGAUGCCAUUUUGUCCCGUGAGCAGGAAGUGAUGCAGGCUUGGAAAGAGCUCCUUGUUGCAUGUGAGGGCAGCCGUGUGCAGGUCACCACAGUAACCGAUAAGAUCCAGUUCUUUGCUGUGGUGCGGGAACUGAACAUGUGGAUGGAUGGAAUAAUGGGACAGAUUGGCUCGAUUAAUGAUGCCAGGCGUGGGUCUUGGUGUUGGGCGGGUCCUUGUGUACGUGUCAGGGACCUCUCUGUGCUGGAUGGCAUGAUGUCCCAACAUCAGAAUCUGAAGAGUAAGAUAGAUAACAAGAGCAAGAACUUUGUGCAUUGCGUGGAGAUGGGAAAGAUGCUGCUCGCUGCACGCAACCCUGCAGCUGAAGAGGUAAAGGAGAAGCUGGAGUUUAUCAUGGCAAAGCAGAAAGAUCUGAAUGAGCGAUGGGACCAGCACUGGGAGAAGCUUCAGCAAGCCCAGCAGAGGCUGCAGUCCAACCAGCUGGGAUCGGCGGAGCAGUCCUGGCUCACAAUCAAGGAACCAAUCACUCCAAAUACCCGUGAGGCAGGUGGCGGGACAGAUGAGGUGGAGGAGUUGAUUCGCCGGCAUGAAGCAUUCCGGAAGGCCGCGUCCACGUGGAAGGAUCAUUUCAGCUCGUUACGCCUGGCAGAGAAAAUGAAGGAGGAACUGAACAAGCAGCCUUCUACCUCCUCUCUCCUCAGCAGGCAGAUGUUCCCUCUCUCCUGUCUUGUGCCCAGCUCCUCUUCCUCGUCUUCAUCCUCCUCUCUCUUCCGUAACCCUCUUCAGGACUCAUUUCUGGAGUCCAAGCCCGGGCCGGACUUCAUGCACACCACAGAACACACCAUGGUGAACACACUCGCUCAGCGGCUCGGAUCCACCCUGAACCCUUACACGCCCGUCAUGAACGGCUCCUCGUACCAAGGGCUGAACCAGCCAUCGGGGGGCACGGCGGAGGGUCUUUCCUACCAUGGGCUAAAACAACAAAUUGUUUCAGGGUUGGAUAAUUCUAGCUAUCAGGGGUUAAACCAACAAGUUGGUGUCUUGGGGGUGAACAGCUCCAGCUACACUGGACUUAACCAACAGGGUGUUUUAGCAGAAGACAGCUCCAGCUACCACAGCCUGAACCAUUUAGGUGCUGUGGCGGUGGGAGUGGAGCCCAAACUGGGAUAUGCUUGGCAGCACCUGAAAGCUGACUGCUUUCAGCCCAAAAUCAACCACAUUCAUAAAGCUGUUCCACCUUUACUGGAGGCGCACCGAGCCCAGCUCGCCGGUGGAGCAGCAAACAUGCCAGCUCCUCCUAUGGGCCUGGACCCCUCCCUGGAGAUGAUCCACAGCCGGUUACAGAGAGACCCCCGCGGGAGCCGAUCUGACCCGCAAAUGGAUCACUUGAGGCGGGAGAGAGAGUACCGGCUUGGCCGACAGACCUCCAGCGAGCAGGAGAUCCAGGCACGACUUAACGAGCUCCCGCUGAUUGUAAGGCAGGAACGCUACCGUCGAAGAAUGGAGAGACAGUCGUCUAGUGAGCAGGAGGGCAGCGGUAAGCAGAGAGUACAGAAACAUGACUCCAGCGAUGCAGAAUCCGGGAAAGAGCCAUCUGACAAGAGACCAUCUGGGGAGAGGCGUUCCACUAUGGCUGAGAUUGUUGAGCAAGUGCAGGAGAGAGAAGCUUGUCAAGCGAGAGGAGAGGUGUACAGACCCUCCAGCAGCCUCUCUGCACCAGUGAGCCGUCUGGAUCGCCCUCGAGCUCGAGACCGCCCCAAACCACGACGAAGACCUCGUCCAAAAGAGCCUGAGGAGCCACGGAGGUCCCGUUCUGCACCUGCUCAGAGCGUCCCAUCCACACCUCAGCCUCCUGCCCACACCGUUCAACAUGAGGGCUUCCUGUACAGGAAACACGAAGAGGAGGGGAAAGAGAGAAGCCCAAAUAGCAAGUCGUGGGUAAAUCUGUUCUGCAUGCUCAAACAAGGGGAGAUCGGUUUCUACAAGGAUUCCCGACACAAAACAACACCCUACAACGAUGAGCCACUUCUCAACUUGGCCAUCUGCGAAUUUGACACUACCAACGGAUAUAAAAAGAAGAAGAAUGUCUUCAUUCUCAGGACCACUGCUGAAGGGGACUACAUCUUCCUGGCUAAGGAUGAGGAGGAUCUGAAAGGUUGGGUCAACAGCAUCAACGCUAGCCUGAAGGAGAUCGAAGAAAUUGCCAAGUGGGAGAAAGCCACAAACUCCUUCACCGACCCCGACAAAUCAGAGCGGAAGGAGCGUUCUGAAGGGGCGGAGCCAUCUGAGGGGGCGGAGAGAUCAGAGAGGUCAGAGAAGUCUGAGCGUUCAGACCGAUCGGAUAAAAUAGAGGCAUCGGACAAAAGCUCAGAAAAGAGGGACACACCCGAGAAGGAGAGAGGAGAUAGAGCUGAAAGAGGAGAGAGGGGAGAACGAGGAGACCGGGGUUCCAGGGGUUCCAGCACUUCGGGAAAAAGCAAAUGACUCAUCUCUCCACACCUUUAUUUACUCAUCCAUCCCUCCAUCUUUCCAGAGAGAAGACAGGACUUGCAUUUCUCUGUCUCUGUCGCUCUGUUUGUCCUGACAGCCUGAUUUCAGGACCGACGUAUUUAAUGUGUCGAUGUGCGUCUGUGUGCGUGUGCCAAUGUGUUGAAGAGAUUGUCUGUGAAAGAAUACGAAAUGAACAGUAUAAGGCCGUAUCCCAGCAUCAGAGGGCCAGUUCAGCCGCCCUGCUCGACUCUCACAGAAAAGGCACUUUAGAUUAUUGAGGAUGACUAUAGCCCUUAAUAUUUUAGAAGCGUUUUCUCGAAGCAAUAUACUGUACGUAGUAACCGAUGCCGCUCGUUUUAGCUGCUCUGCUCUUCCAAGCGAGUGCGAGAGAGAGAGAGAGAGAGAGAAGUGACAGAGAAGUCUUUCAGAGAGAAAUCUGGUGCGGUAGUAGGGUAGUAGUAGUUCCUCCUGAUCGACAUCCUUGCACAGCCCCACACAUGCAUACGCACACGCACUGUGCAUCAUGGGAAAAUGUUUGCUAUGGAACACCAUUCUCUCACCCGAGGCCGUACACAUCUUCCACCUGCUGCUUGUAGUAAUGGUUUUUAAUCAUGCGAGACGCUUCACAGUACUCUGGUCAGUCCAAAUUACACUCGAUGAAGAGUCUCGAUCACAAAAUGUGAAUAUAAUGUGGCAGUGGGUGUGUGAAUAGAGCUCCAUCCAGAAGGAAAUCAAAUGUACUAUGUAUAAUCUCAUUGAUUGUAUUUAUUAGGUUAUCACGAUACAAAUUUAAAGUGUGAGGUUAUUCUUCCCUGAGCUAAGAGGAAGUACGAUCAAACACCCCCGUACGUGUACAAAAAUGCUGCUUUUUAUCAUCUCUGCCCCCUUACAUCACUUUUUGAUUGUAAAAUGAUUAGUACACAUAAAAUAGGGUGUCUGUGACUUUGUCAUGCUAUAAAGAAAAAGAUUGUAUAUAUAUAUAUUUGUAUAUAUACUAGUAAACGAGAUUUACUUCUAUGAGCCGCAUCGUCUAAUUACAAAAAAAUAUAUCAUUUUUAUCAAUGUAUGAAAAUGUAACAAGUAAAAAAAAAACAUUGUUUAAAGUGCCCCUGGCUGAAUUCAGACAGUAAACAUGCGCGUUAGCCACCUUUUCCGGGAUCUCUUGUAUACGGAAAUGCAACUUUUACUGUUUACGGUUUUGUUUUGGCCAGGGCAAAAGAUCAGGAUCCUUGUAAAAAGAAAUCACCAUUAAAACCCUCAUCAGAGACUGUUUUGUGUUUAGUUUAAAGAAAACUGUCUCUUGACAGCUGUUGCAAUUCCUAUGACAAAGACAAUGAUUUUCCCCUUAAAAUAUAUAGGUGCAAAUUAUAUUUACACAGAUGUGAUACAAAUAAAAAUAUCAGAGUAAACCAGAAUCGUUCAUUUAAAAGAAAAACUGUUUUUCCACUUAUUUGUAAUGAUGGUCCUAAUGCUUUAAUUUACAUUGUAAAUCACAUUGGUGAGGUCAAGCUCUGUUUUCACGGCACAAACGCCUUCUGAGUUCAAACUCCGACUGGCCUCAUUGUCUAUGCAACACCAAAUAUCAGCGCCAUACAACAGCCAGUUUCUGAAAUUGAGAUUAAACCGUGUGGAAACUAGUCCUUACCUAAAUCUGUGAAUAAUCACAUUUGUAAUAAUCCAACACAAAUCUACAAACCUCUGCUUGGAGAUCAAUAACAUUAGGACUCGUCUAAUGUGUCAGUUUUUUCUCUCUGUGGGUGCCUUAUGAAUGCAUGUUAUAAGGAGAUGUGGACACCGCCUCCAUUAUUGUAUUCGGUAUGUUCUGAAUAAAACACUCAUGACAAAAAACAUUGCUUAAAGACACACUUGACCCCUGAUCAGCUCCAGUAAAACAUGCAAUAUUGAUCUGCAUUUUAAAUACAGCUGAGCUGAUCGUGUGCACUUGCUUUCAGAAAUAAGUGAGUUCCUGCUGUCACAGGACACAUACCCUAUGACGACAGAAAACAGUUGCACAACCUUCAGUCAGGCUUAGGGUCAAAUCUGCUACUGAGUGGAUAUGUAUUUGGUCAUUGUCAUAGAAACUGCAUAACUAGAGACUAAGCUUGUUUUGCACUGCGUAUCGGUGUCUGAUAAAUGUAAUUGAGGGUGAAUGAAUGUCUGUUAGCAAAUCGUUGCUGUGUAUGUCUCUGUCUUGCUGAAGCAACCUCACUCCUAACAACCAACUCUACCCCUCCCAAAGCAUUAAAUAACAAUUUGGACUUAUUUUACUUAACUUUUUGACUCUUCUACAUAUCCAACAUUUGUUUCAGAGUGACCUUGACUAUGGUCUGCCUGCAAAAAGCACAAUUUCUCCCUGAACAACAAUCUGGAGUAUUAGAAAA